ACUAAUAAAGAAAAAGCUAUGGAGAAUAUUAGGUUUUCUUUCAAGUAUAGUUGGACUCAUUUCUUAUGCAUUCAGCUCUUCUUUCAGUCAUCUUUUUGGAGAGUGGAACUUCAUCAAAAUCGUUAUUUACACUGUGACCUCCUGAGUCUGAUUUCGUGUGCAGCGUUUGCUUUAAUGUCUUUUUGCCUUUCAAGACAUAUCGACCUUGGUUUUGAAUCCGAUCUCCUCAAUUUCUUCCUUGGAAUUUUUACUCUUCAAUUGAUGAAAAUCAAUUUGAUGCUAUCUAUUGUUGCUGCAAUCUUCUGUUAUUCUCUUAUGGUUCUUCGUUCUAAUUGGGAUUCUCGCCACGAAACUAGAAAUUUGAGAGUGGAAAAUGGUAGCGAUCAUCGUGAUGUAGCCAUAGAUGUCAGUGUUUUAGAUAAUAGUAGCCAACAGAACCAGAACCAGUCUUUAAGCAGAAGGUUCAAUCAUGAUGAUGGGUAUAAUUGGAAAAAAUAUGAAGAUAAAUUAGCAAAAGGAAAUGAAAAUCAGAGAAGCUAUUAUAAAUGUACUUGGCCUAAUUGUGUUGUGAAGAAAAAAGUUGAGAGAACAAUUGAUGGAGAAAUAAUUGAGACGCUAUACAAAGGUACACAUAAUCAUUGUUGGCCUACUUCUAUAAGGAAGAGGAACUCAUCAUCAGAAUAUCUUUAUUCACUUUUGCCUUCGGAUACUCGCCCCAUUGAUUUGCGAGAUCAAUCAUUUGGCAGAGAAGAAGUGGAUUUUGAUGCAGAUCAUGAAAGCUCAUCUCUAUCAAUAUGAAAUGUUUAGUUCCCAAUCUCAAGCUUGAUGGAUUAAAUGAGAGUUGCCUAUACUAUUUGUAAAUUAGAACUAUUUCUAUAUAAAAUAAAGUUAUUGUUUUCUUGAAUCGUGGCCAA
Molecule: messenger RNA, 914 nt
Organism: Lathyrus oleraceus (garden pea)
Lineage: Eukaryota; Viridiplantae; Streptophyta; Magnoliopsida; Fabales; Fabaceae
Exons: 2
Coding region: 19-798 (259 amino acids)
Biological process (GO): regulation of DNA-templated transcription
Molecular function (GO): sequence-specific DNA binding; DNA-binding transcription factor activity
Source: RefSeq, a predicted model, not a curated record